GGUAAAUACUUGUCACACUAGCCACAUACUUGUUUUCCUUCACCCUAGCAGACUGGUAUGAAUACCAACAUAUGUCUGUAUCUCAAUGUCACAAGAACAUCCAGUUAUCUGUACCUUAUCAGAAGAUCCUCAAAGUUCGAGUUGCUAGAGCGGACGCUUUGAAGUCCCCGCUCUACGCGCCAUGUCAUGAUUGUAGACAGUGCCCACGCAGACAGAGUCUUCUCUUCCUACGGCGAACGUAGGGCGUUGAGUCGCCCAUACAGUCAUACAUGAUCCAUAUAUAUCCCGAGAAGUUCCGAUUUCGGAUGACGGUAUGGGUGGAGAUGGAAUACGUCCUUGCCUCCGUCAACCGUGCGUGUCCUAAAUAGUUAUAUCCAUCACCUUGCCGAGGUAGAUAUAUAUAUCGUAUCUCCUCAUAUCAGCUCCCUCCAAUCGCAGGUUUGGGGUUUGACUAGCACUCCUUUCAUCUAUCUAUCCCUGUCCAGCUACAUUUACAGGCAUGCACAUUCAACACAACACGUUGCGACGCGUUAAUUCAUUGGCUUCCUUGAGGGCAUUUGGUUCUCCUAGGAAUUUCAGCUCUAGUGCCCCUAGGUCCAAGCCGCGACUUGUCAUACUUGGAUCAGGAUGGGGAGGCUAUGAAGUACUUCGAGGCAUCAAUAAAAAACGAUGGAAUAUCACGGUAAUCUCACCAACAAACUAUUUCAACUUCACUCCGUUGCUGGCCAGCUGCGCUGUAGGCACCUUGGAGUUUCGUGCUGCUGUAGAACCUGUUCGCCGAUACACGCCGGAAGUGACUGCAUACCAAGCAUGGUGUGAUUCAAUAGACUUCAAGCGGAAGAUACUGAAAUGCAUGCCGGCAACCGCACUACCUCCCCUCCGCAGAGUCCCUAACGCAUCACAUUCAAUGACCAAUGGUGCUAUAGUAUCGGAACGCGAAACCGACUCGCGAACGUUCAAUCUGCACUAUGACAAGCUAAUCAUCGCCGUAGGAGCAUAUAGUCAAACGUUCAAUGUUCCUGGUGUGAAGGAGAAUGCUUACUUCCUGAAAGAUAUCCGGGAUGCCCGCGCAAUUCGUACCCGAGUGCUUGAAUGUUUCGAGGAAGCUAACCAGCCAAUCAUUACUGAUGACGAACGUAGAAAGCUCCUUCAUUUUUGUAUCGUUGGUGGAGGACCUACCGGUGUAGAGUUUGCAGCAGAGCUUCAUGACUUGCUUCACACCGAGAUACGACGACACUAUCCCGGACUCGCCCGUUUUGCAAGGAUCUCCCUCUUUGAUGUUGCACCAACUAUUCUGGGAAGCUUUGACAGUGGACUCCAACAGUACGCGUCAAAGAAGUUCACCAGAGAAGGAAUCCGAAUCCUCACAAGUCACCAUGUUGAACGCGUGGAGGCGGGCAAGCUGUUUGUGAAAGAAGAAGGCGAAGUGCCCUUCGGUCUUUUGGUUUGGAGCACAGGCCUCGCGCCGAACCCUCUCAUUCAAUCGAUCACCGAUGUGGAGAAACAUCCCAAAACCGAGAGUCUCAUAACAGAUGACAACCUCCGCGUGAUAAUGAAAGAUACAGGCGCUCCCGAUCCCGAUGUCUUUGCGAUAGGUGAUGCAGCGAUGAUUCGUGAUGUGCCCCUUCCUGCUACUGCUCAGGUUGCGUACCAAAAGGCAAAGUAUAUGACGAAGAAGUUCAAUGUUUUGGGCAAGGAUAAAGAGCAUGUUACCCCGUUCCAGUUCCACAAUGCUGGCAGUUUGGCAUAUCUCGGGGAUUGGAUCGCCGUUUAUGACCGAACGAAGGUCGAAAGCGGACCAAAAACAAAGGAGGCUGGUCGGCUUGCUUGGCUUCUCUGGCGAUCUGCGUAUUUCACGAGGACGAUUAGUAUCAGAAACAAAAUCUUGGUUCCGAUGUAUUGGUUUAUUAACUGGAUCUUCGGACGUGACCUCAGUCGAUUCUAGCAGAUAAGACUCGGAGUUAAUUAAUUGAUAUUAUUCGCAUGAAUCAACAUACGCCAUAUGGACCUAUAUAGAACCCACACCGACCAGACAUAGUACGGUACAGGCAAUCAUACACUAACUACUAAUAUAGCACAUAUCCUACAUAUACUGAUACAGUGAAUGCAAUCAACCAGAGUCCGAUGAUGACACGGAAAAGAAAAAUGUCCAGACAAU
Molecule: messenger RNA, 2158 nt
Organism: Somion occarium
Lineage: Eukaryota; Fungi; Basidiomycota; Agaricomycetes; Polyporales; Cerrenaceae
Source: the annotation of a GenBank genome assembly